Messenger RNA from Naegleria fowleri, 1104 nucleotides. RefSeq lists its product as uncharacterized. The record is from RefSeq and is a predicted model, not a curated record. The coding region runs from base 1 to 1104 and encodes 367 amino acids. The transcript is spliced from 2 exons. NCBI's taxonomy places the organism in Eukaryota, Heterolobosea, Eutetramitea, Acrasida, Naegleriidae.
AUGGAACAAAGGAAUGCCCUUCAUCAUCAGAACGAUUCGAACAACAACAACAACAACCAUCCGAAUCAUGAAAGAGAUUUGGAGAAGCAUCAUAAUCGUAUAGAAUCAAAAAAGGAAACUGAUAAUAGUAAUCCCUCUAUUGAUUUGGAAAGCCAGCAACAUCUUACUCAACAACCAUUCAUCACCAAUGAUGAUGAGCAAAGCAAUUUAGACUUUUACGAAAGCUCAUUCUCAAUAUUUACUCCAUUGAAAGAGGAAGAGGCUCCCAACAGUCAUUCUAACAUUCAUUCAUCAACAAAUACAUAUUCCUCAAAACGAACCAUUCAAUCUUUUAUAUCCUCACUUUUCAGUCAUUCCAUUACAUGGCUUAUUAUUGUUUCAAUUUUAACUGUUUUACUCUGGCAAUUGCCUUCUGAUGUUGGAAAUUAUAUUAUUUAUCCAUUUACAAUAUUUGGAACGUUUUGGCAUGAAUUGGGACAUGCCACAACGGCCCUACUUUGUGGAAAUACUCUCGAGUUUAUCAAAAUUGAAAGCAAUGGAAGUGGAUUAACAGUGUAUCAAGAUGUGACUCAAAACACUUUUUGCAAUGCCUUAAUAAGUGUGAAUGGACCAUUGGGACCCACGUUUUUUGGAUGUCUCAUUAUUUGUUUGAGUGUUGCAUUUGUGAAACAUGAAUUAUUUUCGAGAGUGUUGUUGUCCACCAUUGCCACCAUUGUGUUGAUAGUGACCGCACUGUUCAUUCGAAAAUCAAUAUUUGGAAUGGUUUUUCUUCCAAUAGUGUCUCUUGUGUUGUAUGGAAUAGCACUCAAAGCACCCAAAGUUUUGGUGACCUUCUCUUUGCAAUUCAUUGGUGUACAAAUGGCCAUUUCCAUGUAUGAAAAUUUCAUGUACUUGUUCUCCAAGAUGAAUGGAAAAUCUGAUACUGGAUCUGUGGAAGUUCUCUUUCGUGGAGUGAUCCCUUAUUGGCUGGUAGCGAUUUUAAUUAUUGUGAUUAAUGUGACAUGCAUGACAUUGAGCUUGUGGUUUGUCAUUCGACAUUCUUUGAGAGUUCGUCAAUCAUCAUCCUCUGAUGAGGCAACAGUAGUGGUGAACCAACAACGGUGA